AUGGCCGCGGAUCAUACUGAUUCGGCGAAAGAUGUUCAUGUUAAUAUCAAUCCGGCUAACAGAAACGAGCAAGAAAAGACUGUGAUGAAGCCACUACAUGCAUUCCAUGCGGGUUAUUUCAGAAUUUGCCUUUCUCUUGGUGGCCAGGCUUUGUUAUGGAAGAUCUUGAGUGACAAAGAUGUAUCUGAUCCUCUCCCUCACUUAUCUGCUGAAUUGCAUUCGGCACUUUACCUUUUUCUAUGGUACAUUGCACUCUGCACCUUGAUUGUGCUCUCAGUCCUCUACACUCUGAGGUGCAUUUAUUAUUUUCAUCUGGUGAAAGCAGAAUUCUUGCACUUUGUUGGCGUAAACUAUAUGUUCACCCCUUGGACUUCAUGGCUUCUAUUGCUUCAGUCAGUCCCGAUUCUGCAACCAAAAGAUUCAACUUAUCAGGGCCUUUUUCUGUUCUUCGUCAUUCCCCUGUUGGUUCUUGAUGUGAAGAUUUACGGUCAGUGGUUUACGACAGAGAAGAGGUUUCUCUCUGUGGUGGCGAAUCCGACGAGUCAGAUUUCGGUUAUAGGGAAUUUAGUGGCUGCUAGAACAGCAGCUCAGAUGGGAUGGAAAGAGAGUGCUACUUGUAUAUUUACGCUAGGGAUGACGCAUUACUUGGUAGUUUUUAUUACUCUUUAUCAACGUUUAUCAGGUGGGGAUCAUCUUCCGGUUAGCCUCCGUCCAGUUUAUUUCUUGUUCGUAGCUGCACCAAGUAUGGCAAGCUUGGCCUGGAGUUCAAUUUCUGGCACUUUUGAUACUCCAUGCAAGAUGCUCUUUUUUCUCUCCCUUUUCCUCUUUACAUCUUUGGCUUGUAGGCCAGCAUUAUUCAAGAAAGCAAUGAAGAAGUUCAAUGUGGCAUGGUGGGCGUAUUCGUUUCCCUUAACUUUCUUGGCCAUGGCCUCAUCAGCAUACGCACAAGAAGUGAAAGGGGUGGUAACUUCAGGAUUAGUGUUCAUUCUCACUGUCCUUUCCGUCUUCAUUUUCAUCUGCUUGUUGCUUUCCACAGCACUCAAUAUUCACAUCCUUUUGCGCGGUUCUGAUCCAAUUCUUAAAUUUGAUAGCAAGGGAAAGUAA
Molecule: messenger RNA, 1104 nt
Organism: Daucus carota subsp. sativus
Lineage: Eukaryota; Viridiplantae; Streptophyta; Magnoliopsida; Apiales; Apiaceae
Product: S-type anion channel SLAH1-like
Exons: 2
Coding region: 1-1104 (367 amino acids)
Biological process (GO): intracellular monoatomic ion homeostasis; transmembrane transport
Cellular component (GO): membrane
Molecular function (GO): voltage-gated monoatomic anion channel activity
Source: RefSeq, a predicted model, not a curated record